Gorilla gorilla gorilla (western lowland gorilla) is the source of this 2138-nucleotide messenger RNA. It is a transcript of the gene CHAD, whose product is annotated as chondroadherin. Gene Ontology annotation, molecular function: protein binding. The transcript is spliced from 4 exons. NCBI's taxonomy places the organism in Eukaryota, Metazoa, Chordata, Mammalia, Primates, Hominidae. Gene Ontology annotation, cellular component: plasma membrane. The record is from RefSeq and is a predicted model, not a curated record. The coding region runs from base 255 to 1577 and encodes 440 amino acids.
CCCGCCUCGCAUCCAGGGCACCCGGCCGAGCGUGUGUGGAUGGCGCGGCGUGGAGGCUCAAACCUGAGCAAACAAAUAAGUUCAGGGAACGCCUCCCUCUCUCCGAUGUAAACUCGGGGCUCCAGACAUAACUAUUCCCCCUUCCCAGAAAAGCCCCGGGAAAGGCGGUAGGCAGAGGAGCACCAUAGGAGAGCAGGGGGCUAGAGCCGGGGCUCAGGGCUCGGGGGGCUCGGGGGCCACGGUCCCACCCCCUCAUGCACGGUAGCCGGCUGGGGGAAGGGCCCCGCCCCCUUCCCCGUGGAGGGCGGGGGCGCAUCUCUGGGCGCGAGCGAGUUAAGCCCAGUGGCCUCGAUGCUCCACGUAGGAGCUGGCUCGGCUGCCGGCUGCGGUCAGGGCCACCGUAUAAAGAGGGCGGCAGACCCGAGCGCCUAGGACUUGCCGCUGCCCGCGCCCCGCCGCCGCUGCUGCCCCCAGCCCCGGCCCCAGGCGUCCCAGCCAUGGUCCGCCCAAUGCUCUUGCUCAGCCUCGGCCUCCUGGCUGGUCUGCUGCCGGCGCUGGCCGCCUGCCCCCAGAACUGCCACUGCCACGGCGACCUGCAGCACGUCAUCUGCGACAAGGUGGGGCUGCAGAAGAUCCCCAAGGUGUCAGAGAAGACCAAGCUGCUCAACCUACAGCGCAACAACUUCCCGGUGCUGGCUGCCAAUUCGUUUCGGGCCAUGCCGAACCUCGUGUCAUUGCACCUGCAGCACUGCCAGAUCCGCGAGGUGGCCGCCGGUGCCUUCCGUGGCCUCAAGCAGCUUAUCUACUUGUACCUGUCCCAUAACGACAUCCGCGUGCUGCGCGCAGGUGCCUUCGACGACCUGACUGAGCUGACCUACCUCUACCUGGACCACAACAAGGUCACUGAGCUGCCCCGGGGAUUGCUCUCCCCGCUGGUCAACCUCUUCAUCUUGCAGCUCAACAACAACAAGAUCCGUGAGCUGCGCGCAGGCGCCUUCCAGGGAGCCAAGGACCUGCGCUGGCUCUACCUGUCGGAAAACGCGUUGAGCUCCCUGCAGCCCGGGGCCCUGGACGACGUGGAGAACCUCGCCAAAUUCCACGUGGACAGGAACCAGCUGUCCAGCUACCCCUCAGCUGCCCUGAGCAAGCUACGGGUGGUGGAGGAGCUGAAGCUGUCCCACAACCCCCUGAAAAGCAUCCCGGACAAUGCCUUCCAGUCCUUUGGCAGAUACCUGGAGACCCUCUGGCUGGACAACACCAACCUGGAGAAGUUCUCAGAUGGUGCCUUCCUGGGUGUAACCACGCUGAAACACGUCCAUCUGGAGAACAACCGCCUGAACCAGCUACCCUCCAACUUCCCCUUCGACAGCCUGGAGACCCUUGCCCUUACCAAUAACCCCUGGAAGUGUACCUGCCAGCUCCGGGGCCUUCGGCGGUGGCUGGAAGCCAAGGCCUCCCGCCCAGAUGCCACCUGUGCCUCACCUGCCAAGUUCAAGGGCCAGCACAUCCGUGACACGGACGCCUUCCGCAGCUGCAAGUUCCCCACCAAGAGGUCCAAGAAAGCUGGCCGCCAUUAAACAGGUUCUGACCCAGCCAGUCCUGGUGACUGGCCUCUGCCUUCCACCGGAGAGACUACUGACCUUCCCACCUCCACCCAUACCUUCUCCCCACAGCCUCUGCUGAUGCACAGAGCUGCCUACACCUAGACACAUCCUGGCAGGGGGCCUCGGGCACUCCACUACCAACCCAGCUCCACCCAGCAGUGUCCUGGGGAGAAGGAAGGCUGAGCCUCUCCCCAGCCUUCAUGCCUUCCCCACCCUCCAGCUCCUCUUGGAGAAGCUGUUGCUGAGACCCCCCCGCAAGUCAAUCAGAACCACAACGGGUUGGUCAUCAGGAUGGCCACCCUCCCAGGAUCAUCCUUCCUCUGUUCCUCUUUCCUGCCACGUGGAAACAAUCAUCAGAUCCUUGCCCCACCCCUUGCUUCCAGAAAGGGUUUUAAAGCCCAUGCCCCAACUCUGCCAGCCCCCACCUGCCAGGACGUUCUAGCAGGACAUCGGUGCUUUGCUGCCCAUCUUCCCAUGCUGCAAUUUCUUCCUGAGAUUUCUAUAAAUAUAAAUGUAUGUAUGUAUUAUAUUUAC